Molecule: messenger RNA, 748 nt
Organism: Amphimedon queenslandica
Lineage: Eukaryota; Metazoa; Porifera; Demospongiae; Haplosclerida; Niphatidae
Exons: 3
Coding region: 54-533 (159 amino acids)
Source: RefSeq, a predicted model, not a curated record
UCUCAGACUAUUAUCAAGAGUAAUUAUCCACUCUUGCUAUUAUUUUACUAGGAAUGGAGUCUGGAGAGAGGGACAGGAUUGUCAGUCUUAGUAAAAAUGGGUUCAUAGCAUUGUGGGAUGGUAAAGAUGGGAUGCGUCUUAAGACUGUCAAUAAUCUUGGAAAUGGAAUGCAUUAUGGAAUAAAGCUGCAGGUGUGGAGUCUAUCAUUGGUAAGCUUCAUUGAGAGGAAGGUUCUGCUGCUCCUGAUUUCAAGUCUCAUUUCACUGGCUGUCUCUCUGACUCAUGGCAGUCCCCAGCCACUUCUUGUUCCCUUAUUGACUCAGUUGUCAGUUAUCAUAUUCCUGGGAAUUCCCAACCAUUGCAAUCAUUACAUGCUCAAUGGGACAUGGCCACAAAUUGUCAAAUUGAAACCUGCCAAUCAACAAAAUUCACCAAAUCACUCCCUCCAAUAUUAUCAGCCUUACAUGUACAUGUACAAUGUACUGUACCCUCUUUUUCAACCCUCCAUCUCUCUCAUCCUUUCUAUUAUAUGAUCUUUAUUUCUAUUUUUUUUUUAUUGUUUUAAAUGUGCAUUAAUUCUUUAUAUUUUCUCUCCCUCUGUAUCUCUCUCCCUCUCUCUUUUUCCAUUAGUAUCCCAGUAUCAGUGCUGGUCCUUCUUCUAAUAUUACUGUUUCUUUAUUUUUGACACAGUUCGGUCGGUUGAUCUGUGGAUUGUCCAAUGGUGGUAUUAUAGUUCUAUCAGGAGCUC